AUGGCUCCGGAGGUAAGGGAGGACCUCCAGGAGCAAAGACGACUCCAGGUCAGCCUGCAAACGACGGCUCCGGAGGUACCGGAGUGCCCAACACCCCCCCAGGAGCAUCGACGAUUCCGGGCCUUACUCCCUUCGGAGUACCGACGAUUCCAGGCACUAAUCCUGCUGGUGAUGGCUCCGGAGGAGCACAGACGAUUCCAGGCCAGCCUGCAGGAGGCACUGGAGUGCCCAACACGCCAGGAGGCACCCUCAAUGAAAUGCUCGGAAUUGCCACCCCAGGCGUGCUUCCAGGAGGGACGAUUUCGGGCCCAGGCGGGAAGGGUGUUGGUGGUGGCUCCAGCACUAUUCCGGGAGUACUUCCACCCGGAGCGACGAUUUCGGGCACGGGAGGUGUUGGCACAGGAGGGGUUGGUGAUGGAGGCACUGUUCCGGGAGUGCUCCCUCCAGGAGCGACGAUUUCGGGUCGCGGUCGCAGCGUGCCGAAGAGAGGUGGCGGAGGCGACGACGACAGUUCACGGGCGCACCCAGGUGGCUCCAGAACCAGGUCGGGCGAGCAGCCAGGAGGGACGAUUUCCGGUCCGGGCGGGCCAAACGGUGCUGGUGGCGGAGCGGAUCUUGCAGGUGAUGGCUCCGGAGGUAAGGGAGGACCACCAGGAGCAAAGACGACUCCAGGUCAGCCUGCAAGCGACGGCUCCGGAGGUACCGGAGUGCCCAACACCCCCCCAGGAGCAUCGACGAUUCCGGGCCUUACUCCCUUCGGAGCACCGACGAUUCCAGGCACAGGCACCACUAAUCCUACUGGUGAUGGCUCCGGAGGAGCACAGACGAUUCCAGGCCAGCCUGCAGGAGGCACUGGAGUGCCCAACACGCCAGGAGGCACCCUCAAUGAAAUGCUCGGAAUUGCCACCCCAGGCAUGCUUCCAGGAGGGACGAUUUCGGGCCCAGGCGGGAAGGGUGUUGGUGGUGGCUCCAGCACUAUUCCGGGAGUACUUCCACCCGGAGCGACGAUUUCGGGCACGGGAGGUGUUGGCACAGGAGGGGUUGGUGAUGGCUCAGGCACUGUUCCGGGAGUGCUCCCUCCAGGAGCGACGAUUUCGGGUCGCGGUCGCAGCGUGCCGAAGAGAGGUGGCGGAGGCGACGACGACAGUUCACGGGCGCACCCAGGUGGCUCCAGAACCAGCUCGGGCGAGCAUCCAGGAGGGACGAUUUCCGGUCCGGGCGGGCCAACCGGUGAUGGUGGCGGUGUUGGCGAUGGGUCUGGGUCUAGUUCGUCAGUGGUUCCAGGAGGGACGAUUUCCGGCCCAGGCGGGAAGGGUGUUGGUGGUCGCUCCAGAACUAUUCCGGGAGUACCCCCGCCGGGAGCGACAAUUUCGGGCACAGGAGGUGUUGGCACGGGAGGUGUCGGUGAUGGCUCAGGAACUGUUCCGGGAGUGCUCCCACCAGGGGCGACGAUUCCGGUUCCGGGAGUGCUUCCACCAGGAGCGAAGUCGGGCGAGCAUCCAGGAGGAACGAUUUCCGGUCCAGGCGGCUCAGGACCAGGAGCGACGACUGCAGGCACAGGUGGAGUUGGUGAUGGUUCCGGCACUAUCCCAGGAGCCGGAACUAUCCCAGGAGUGCUCCCACCAGGAGCUACGGUUCCAGGUGGCGAUGGGUCUAGUUCGUCAGUGCUUCCAGGAGGGACGAUUUCGGGCCCAGGCGGGAAGGGUGUUGGUGGUGGCUCCAGCACGAUUCCGGGAGUACUUCCACCCGGAGCGACGAUUUCGGGCACGGGAGGUGUUGGCACAGGAGGGGUUGGUGAUGGCUCAGGCACUGUUCCGGGAGUGCUCCCUCCAGGAGCGACGAUUUCGGGUCGCGGUCGCAGCGUGCCGAAGAGAGGUGGCGGAGGCGACGACGGCAGUUCACGGGCGCAUCCAGGUGGCUCCAGAACCAGCUCGGGCGAGCAUCCAGGAGGGACGAUUUCCGGUCCGGGCGGGCCAAACGGUGAUGGUGGCGGUGUUGGCGAUGGGUCUGGGUCUAGUUCGUCAGUGGUUCCAGGAGGGACGAUUUCCGGCCCAGGCGGGAAGGGUGUUGGUGGUGGCUCCAGCACUAUUCCGGGAGUACUUCCACCCGGAGCGACGAUUUCGGGCACGGGAGGUGUUGGCACAGGAGGGGUUGGUGAUGGCUCAGGCACUGUUCCGGGAGUGCUCCCUCCAGGAGCGACGAUUUCGGGUCGCGGUCGCAGCGUGCCGAAGAGAGGUGGCGGAGGCGACGACGGCAGUUCACGGGCGCAUCCAGGUGGCUCCAGAACCAGCUCGGGCGAGCAUCCAGGAGGGACGAUUUCCGGUCCGGGCGGGCCAAACGGUGAUGGUGGCGGUGUUGGCGAUGGGUCUGGGUCUAGUUCGUCAGUGGUUCCAGGAGGGACGAUUUCCGGCCCAGGCGGGAAGGGUGUUGGUGGUCGGUCCAGAACUAUUCCGGGAAAACUUCCACCGGGAGCGACGAUUUCGGGCACGGGAGGUGUUGGCACAGGAGGGGUUGGUGAUGGCUCAGGAACUGUUCCGGGAGUGCUGCCACCAGGGGCGACGAUUCCGGGCACGGGUGGAGGCUCUGGAGCGCCCACGGGAGCCACGAUCUCAGGCACAGGCGGAUCCUGGCCAGCCAGACACCUCCGGGCCUCUCCCCAGCGUCGUCGAGAUUCUGGCAACCAAGGGGCACAUGCUGCGCUAUCCGAUACCGCCGGCCCAAUUUGGCAGCCAAGCUACCCCAAACCUGCAGAUUACCAACGUCCCGGGCAGCCCUUAUCCUGACUGGCUGGCCUUUGACGCGGGCACGAACACCUUGCUGGGCACUCCGCCCGAAGUACGAGACAGUCAGGUGCAGGUGAAUGCGGUGGAGGAGGGUCAGAGCCAGUUGCUUAAGAUCCACGUCGUUGAAGAUGACUCAGAGGCAGACCAGGCCCGCCUUCCUGACAUGACAUCGCAAACAGGGCAACCGCUGCGGUAUUCCCUGCCCACUUCGGGCUCUGGAUCCCAGACUGCCACGCUGGCUGGCGGAGGGCCGCUGCCAAAGUGGCUCACGUUUGAUGCUGGCACCGGUGAGUUUACGGGCACUCCUCCCAAGGAGGGGGACUUCCAUGUCAAUGUCCAGGAUGGUGGCAUGCAGAAGGACUUCAGGCUGCACAUCCGCGACGGGGUCAUUUCCGACUUGGUGGCGACGCCUGACGCACCUUUGCACUUUUCCCUGCCAACAGUCCCAGACGUGACGGCGCUGCCACCUUGGCUCCAUUUCGAUCCUGUCACACGGGAGAUUUCCGGAAACCCUCCGGCGGGCGGCGAGUUUCCCAUAAAAAUCAACGAUGGUGGUGUCGAGAAGGAGUUCACGAUCAAGACCCAGGGGGAAGGCCUGCCAGAUGUGAUGGCAGAGACUGGAAGGCCUCUGGUCUACGACCUGCCGGACGGGCAAGCUGAGGGCAGUGUGACAGUUUCGACACCCGACGGCGGACCGCUGCCCUUGUGGCUGCACUUCGAUCCGAACACGGGAAGGUUCUCCGGCACGCCGCCUGUUGAAGGCACGGUGCCGAUCGUCGUGAAGGGUGCUGGCGAUGUACAGCAGUUCAAGCUCCUGGGACGUGAUUGGAUCAACGUCCGCGGUGCCCCCCUUCCCGGCGCGGCGGCGAAAGGAAAGCUGAGAGCACCGCAGGACCCGCAAUCUGCAGCGCUUUCGUCUUCUUGGGCAAAGGGCUAG
This is a messenger RNA of Symbiodinium natans, 3720 nucleotides long. NCBI's taxonomy places the organism in Eukaryota, Dinophyceae, Suessiales, Symbiodiniaceae. The record is from the annotation of a GenBank genome assembly.